This is a messenger RNA of Herpailurus yagouaroundi (jaguarundi), 3593 nucleotides long. RefSeq names its product lipoprotein lipase (gene LPL). The record is from RefSeq and is a predicted model, not a curated record. Gene Ontology annotation, biological process: very-low-density lipoprotein particle remodeling; lipid catabolic process. Lineage: Eukaryota; Metazoa; Chordata; Mammalia; Carnivora; Felidae. The transcript is spliced from 10 exons. Gene Ontology annotation, molecular function: lipoprotein lipase activity; apolipoprotein binding. Bases 213 to 1649 code for a protein of 478 amino acids.
CCGUGCAGUGGAAACAGUGUCAGACUCCAUUCUCCCUUCUCCUCCUCAGAGGGAACCUGCCACUUCUAACUGCCCUGCCCUCCGUUUUAAAGGGCAACUUGCCUCACGCUGAACCGCGCCUCCAGCCUGCUCCCGUCUCAGGCUCAGCUGGUCCAACACUGUUCGCGCUCCUGCCAGAGCCCUGUAGCUCCUACAGAGAGCCCUGCCCGGAGAUGGAGAGCAAAACCCUGUUCCUGAUGGCUCUGGGCAUAUGGCUCCAGAGUCUGACCACUACCCGUGGAUGGGUGGCUGCCGACGACAGAAUUACAGGAGGAAGAGAUUUUAUAGAUAUCGAAAGUAAAUUUGCUCUAAGGACCCCUGAAGACAUAGCUGAAGAUACUUGCCACCUCAUUCCUGGAGUGACAGAAUCUGUGGCUAACUGCCACUUCAACCACACCAGCAAAACCUUUGUGGUGAUCCAUGGCUGGACGGUGACAGGCAUGUAUGAGAGUUGGGUGCCAAAACUUGUGGCUGCCCUGUACAAGAGGGAACCAGAUUCCAAUGUCAUUGUGGUGGACUGGCUGUCACGGGCCCAGCAGCAUUAUCCAGUGUCUGCGGGAUACACCAAGCUGGUGGGAAAGGAUGUGGCCAAGUUUAUCAACUGGAUGGAGGAGGAAUUUCACUAUCCUCUGGACAAUGUCCAUCUCUUGGGAUACAGCCUUGGAGCCCAUGCUGCUGGCAUUGCAGGAAGUCUGACCAAUAAGAAGGUCAAUAGAAUUACUGGACUAGAUCCAGCUGGACCUAACUUUGAAUAUGCAGAAGCUCCAAGUCGCCUUUCUCCUGAUGAUGCAGAUUUUGUAGAUGUCUUACACACAUUCACCAGAGGGUCACCUGGCCGAAGUAUUGGAAUCCAGAAACCAGUAGGACAUGUUGACAUUUAUCCUAAUGGAGGCACUUUUCAACCAGGAUGUAACAUUGGGGAAGCUAUCCGUGUGAUUGCAGAGAGAGGCCUUGGAGAUGUGGACCAGCUAGUGAAGUGUUCCCAUGAGCGCUCCAUUCAUCUCUUUAUUGAUUCUCUGUUGAAUGAAGAAAACCCGAGUAAGGCCUACCGGUGCAAUUCAAAGGAAGCCUUUGAGAAAGGGCUUUGCCUGAGUUGUAGAAAAAACCGUUGCAACAAUUUGGGUUAUGAGAUCAAUAAGGUCAGAGCCAAAAGAAGCAGCAAAAUGUACCUGAAGACUCGGUCUCAGAUGCCUUACAAAGUCUUCCAUUACCAAGUAAAGAUACAUUUUUCUGGGACUGAGAGUGAUACACAGACCAACCAGGUCUUUGAGAUUUCUCUGUAUGGCACUGUGGCUGAGAGUGAGAACAUUCCUUUCACCCUGCCUGAAAUUUCUGCGAAUAAGACAUACUCCUUUCUAAUUUACACGGAGGUGGAUAUUGGGGAACUGCUAAUGUUGAAACUCAAAUGGAAGAGCGAUUCAUACUUCAGCUGGUCAGACUGGUGGAGCAGCCCUGGGUUUACUAUUGAGAAGAUCAGAGUAAAAGCAGGAGAGACUCAAAAAAAGGUGAUCUUCUGUUCCAGGGAGAAAGUAUCUCAUCUGCAGAAAGGAAAGGCAUCUGUGGUAUUUGUGAAAUGCCAUGACAAGUCCCUGAAUAAAAAGUCUGGCUGAAACUGGGCAAAUCUACAGAAGGAAGAACAGAACACGAAUUCCAUGAAGAAUGGAGUAACUUUUACAUCAGAUGCCCAGUGCUUUGGAUGUUUCAAAGACAAGUUCCCUGAGUAUUAAUCCCAGCUCUGCUUUGUUAUUUUAGGAUAUAAUCUCAAAUACAAAAAAAAAAAAAAAAAAAAAAAGUGACUAAUUCAAUUUGAAGGGUAUAGUGGCCAAAUAGCACAUCCUCCAACAUCAAAAGAUAGCAGAUUUAAAAAUCACUGUUUUGUCCUUUGAGAAAGAAUUGAGAGCCAUUUGGGCCCAUGGUAAAAUAAUAAACCUUCUUUAUAUAGUAAGUUUAGUCAAUAGCCUAAAGUUGAGUAGAAUUUCAUAUUUUAUUUGAAAUUCUGCAUUUUCUGGACUGAUACCUUCUCAAAGUUUUCUCCAAGUCUGAAUAUAGAAAAUGAUUUUUUUUUUGGUGGCAUGAGUUGCACCCAUUAGUGCAAAAUAUGUUUUUUUUUUUUUUUUUUUUUUUUUGGUUUCUGUGUUUUCCAGGAUUUAACCAGGGACUAGUGACUUGGAGAGAGGAAUAGAAGAUGAAGUUGAUAAAUCACUGAAACUUUAAAACAUCCCUGCAGUUGGUUGCAUCAUUUCUAAGUUACUAAUUAAAAGAAAUAUAAAAUUUAGAUCAAUUCAGUCUUAAUAGGCUUUAUAGUUUAAUCUCUCCCCCUCCUUUGUCUCAAGAUUGUAUUUUAACAGCAUCUUCUAUGAGCCUGCUAUUGCCAGCUCACACAUAAUUUUAAACAUGGGGAAAGAAAAUGAUACCACAAUUUCAUUAUCAGAUUUCUGAAAUUGUUUUCAUCAGUUUGGGGUCAUUUAAUAUCUUAUAAGCCCUAUUCAAUUUUAGGUUUAUCUCAGUCAUGCUUUAGUCAUGCUUUGAGGAUGUCUCUUUCUUCCCUGGUUUUGAUAAGAAAAUAUGUGUUCAAGAUCAAAUUUUGAAUCAUGCAAGUUUUAGACAAGGACCAUUUUACUAAGUUAGGAGAUGAAAAAGUAUAUUUCCAUAAACAGUGGUUAAAACCAUUGUGGGCAAUUAAAAGAAUCCUCAAUCGCCAUAGUUACAUGAAAUGCCAUGAGAGUUAUUGUUUUUAACAACUAGUCAAUAGUGAGUGAACAGUUAUUUAUAAAUUAGGUAUCAUACUUUCAGAAUGAUUUUCUCUAUAUUAAUAUGAAUUGAUAAAGAAGUAAAAUAUCUCAAAGGCUCUUGCUGGGAAUCCAAACUGUAAACGUGUGUGGAUAUCUUAACAUAUAUUCACAUAUGAAGCCCUGCAUAUGUGUUUAUUAUUCAGCAUAGCUUGGAAAGUAAAAAAUCAAGAGAUAUAGUAUUGGGACAUAUCGGAGUAGAAAUUAUUCCAGAGAUGCCAAAACUUCAGCCUUUCUUUUGAGAAAUAUAGUUAUGCCUAUAUAAAGUAAUACAAACACUGUGAUUAAUGUCAGCCAACUUGGAAUGAAUUUUCUCUAAAAAUAAAAUGUUGGAGAUUUGUUGUUGUCUUCCCCCUUUAUUGCUAAUUCAUUAAUUUCCUGGAUUUGGGUUUUGAACAAGGAUACAUAAACUUGAAAAAAUAUGGAUCAAAUCAGUGUAUGGGCCUAGGAACUCUGACUUUUGCAGACUUCACUAUAUAUGUAUAUUAACAAUGCUUUGGCUUUAAAUGUUAUUUAUUAGCUGUAAAUAUAUGUGUGUAUAAGUAAAGGGAGAUUAUAUAUAUUGGAAUGGCUGUGACUAUCUGCGUUUAUAGACAGGUGGUGCUAACUUUUGUACAUGUCUUUUUCAGUGAUAGUCUCAAUGAGCCAACUUACUCUGAUGAAAUAAUACCAUAAAGUAGGCUUCUUUUUUCUUUAAGGAAACUUAAUUAACUAUGUUCAGAAAUGGAAUCUGCUUUUAAUAAAAUUGACAAAAUGUUAUUUUAA